Papilio machaon (common yellow swallowtail) is the source of this 5269-nucleotide messenger RNA. It is a transcript of the gene snama, whose product is annotated as E3 ubiquitin-protein ligase RBBP6. Gene Ontology annotation, molecular function: ubiquitin protein ligase activity; zinc ion binding; nucleic acid binding. The record is from RefSeq and is a predicted model, not a curated record. The transcript is spliced from 17 exons. Gene Ontology annotation, biological process: mRNA processing; ubiquitin-dependent protein catabolic process; protein ubiquitination. The coding region runs from base 308 to 5179 and encodes 1623 amino acids. NCBI's taxonomy places the organism in Eukaryota, Metazoa, Arthropoda, Insecta, Lepidoptera, Papilionidae. Gene Ontology annotation, cellular component: nucleus.
AUGGCGCUUGGCUGUCGUUGAAUCGCUAAUCGCUCGUAUUUUACAUUUUAUUUAGUCGUUUGUUCCAUCUCUAGGUAUUUAAUAAUUUGCCGGUAUUAAUUAUAUUCGGUGUAAUAACUCACAUAUUGUCAUUUUACUUGUGAUUCUUGAAUUAUUUUAAGUGUUAGGAGUGUAGUAAUUUCAAUUGUAAUAAACCUGCUUGCAAAUCCAAUUUGAUCAAAUUGUUUUUCUUUAUGAAGAAAAGGCUAUAUACGUGAACAUAUGUUGUCAUGUUACAUGAAAUUGCAAUUUCUUCUUGCUUGUGGAAAUGUCUGUACAUUACAAAUUUAAAAGUGCAUUGGAUUACGACACAGUCACUUUUGAUGGGCUACAUAUUUCUGUAGGGGAUUUAAAAGCUGCCAUAUCGCAGCAGAAAAGGAUUGGAAAGACUUCAGAUUUCGAUCUUCAAAUCACUAACGCACAGACGAAAGAAGUGUAUGUGGAUGACCAGACCUUGAUUCCAAAGAACACAUCACUUCUUGUGGCAAGGGUUCCUCUUGCACAACAACCUAAGAAACAGUGGGAAGGAUCUAAUGGCAAUUCAUCUUCAUUGCACAAAGAUGUUGCUGUUAACAAGGGAGUGGCUGAUCUGUCUCGCAUGGAAGGUAGCGAACAGGAUAAAAUAAAUGCUAUGAUAUCACAAUCCACUUUUGACUACGACCCUAGCAACUAUCAGAAAAUUAGAGGACAAAAUCAGAGAGGAGCUGUUCCGAGUAAUUACAUUUGUUAUAAGUGUCAGAAGAAAGGUCACUGGAUUAAAGACUGCCCAGCAGCAAAUUCUGGUGAAGCUAUAGAAAUAAGAAGGAGUACAGGCAUACCUCGAAGUUUUAUGGUACCAGUAGAUGGUCCAAAAGCACCCGGAGCCAUGAUGACCCCAAGUGGUACAUUUGCUGUCCCAGCAGUUGAUCAUGAGGCAUACCUUGCCUCAGAGAAUGCUGGCGGUGCUGACACUCCAACCAAUGCACCAGCAGCUCCGGAACCUACCAUCCCUGAUGAGCUGAUCUGCAGCCUCUGCCGUGAUCUGCUCACUGAUGCAGUGAUGAUACCAUGCUGUGGGAAUUCCUUUUGUGAUGAAUGUAUAAGAGGUGCCUUGUUGGAAUCAGAAGAUCAUGAGUGUCCUGAUUGUAGAGAAAAAGAAAUUGCACCAACAACACUUAUCCCAAACAGAUUUUUAAGAAAUUCCGUGUCAGCAUUUCGUAACCAAACAGGCUACAGUAGGAGAAUGCCUCAUCGUCCGUCAGCCGCGCCCCCGCCCCAGCCCCAGCCCCCGCCCGCCCUCGCCCCGCCACCUGUUAUAGAUGUUAUCCCAGCUGCCCCCGUGCAGGUGAACGGGCCGCCACAAGAGGUCGCCGCCAACGCUGGACCUCCGCCUGGGAUGAAACCACCCGGGCUUGAUGCACCUCCCAUUAAUAUGCCACGUCUUGAUGAGCAGAGAGCCAGUACGCCUACGAUUGACGAGCGAAGAGAUCCGAUGUCGUCACAGGUGAUGUUCAAUCGGGGACAACCACCACCAUUUGUCCCCGGCUUGCCGCCACCGGGACAACGAUAUCCCAACCAACCGUACGGCCGUCACGGACCUCCUGGGCCUGUUUACAGCGACCGCUACCGACAUCGCUUGGAGCCCUACCAGCCCCCGCCACCGGGCAUUAAGGAUUCCCCCACCAACGGGGCCGGAGAGGACCCGCUCGAGGCGUUCAACCGGAUGAUACGUGAGAAGGAGAUGCGGGCGAAGCGGCGCGAGGAGGAGCGCAGACGCGCGCACUCCGGCUCGCGGACGCCGUCGCGAUCUCGCACGCCGCGCUCACCACGCUCGCCGCGCUCACCACGCUCACCACGCUCACCACGCUCGCAACGCUCACCGCGCUCCCUUCGCUCACCGCGCUCUCCGCGCUCACCUCGAGCGCGUCCUCGCAGUCGCGCAUCUAGCAGAAUUCGUUAUACUAGAUCGCGGUCAGCGUCUCGUGGCCGCGUGCGCCGCUCGCCCUGGUCCCCGCGGCGCCGGCGCACCAGAGACAGAUCGCUCUCCUUGACACGGUCGCCGUCGCCACGCCGCCGGCACCGUACUCCGCUGCGGUACCGAUCUCCGCUGCGGUCUCCGGGCCCGCGGUCCCCGCCGCUGCGGUCUCCUCCGCUCCGGUCUCCGUUGCGGACGCCGCUUCGGUCUCCACUACGGUCCCCGCUUCGGUCUCCGAUUCGUUCUCUGCCGCACUCGCCGCACCGCCCGCCGCCACUGAUGAGGUCUCCGCAGCCCAGACCGAUGUCGCCACAUAGAUAUGCCGGAGUGUAUGAUGAAUUGUUAUCGCCCCCGCGUCGUAGUGUUGAGCCGCCAUACGGAGCCAGAUAUGGACCGAGAAAUAAUGCGCCUCCUCCAACAUUCCCCCCCUUGGGAGCUAAACCGAUACCUCUUUUGGGUAGCCUUCCCGCGCGAACUGAGCCUCCGCCAGGGUAUCGAGGACGUUUUGACGGCCCGCCUUUCGAAGAUAUUCCACCAGGGGUGGAGCCCCCUGUGCCCGGAUUCGAGCCAUCGCCAUUUGAGAAGCCCUCUUUUGGUCCGCCGGGUCCUUUGGAACGUGACAGAAUUUCGGGUUCAGGUUAUAGAGAUGGUUACAGGGCACCCCCAUACGCCGAUGGACCUGCUGGGUACCGGGAUAUGCCAAUACCUCCUGCUCAGAAUGAAAUUCCUGUUCAUAUUCCAGACCAAGCCCCGCGUUACCGUGAUAAUUAUAGACCUGGACAUGGCUACCGUGAUCAAGGCCCUGCACCAUUUAGAGAUGCCGGUCAGUCCUAUAGGGAUUCUGGUCCACCAGGGCUGCCAUACCGCGAAAGUAACUUUAGAGGAGGCCCGCCUCCGUCAUUCCGUGACAAUUCUUAUCGGAAUAUGCCUUACAGAGAUGGUAAUUAUAGGGACACAGUGCCUCAUAAUUUCCGCGAUCCCAAUGUACCGUAUAGACCGCCAAGCGCUGAUCCUCGAGAGCCAGUACCUCCAAAUUACCAUGAUGCUAAUUAUCGCGAAGGGUUUAGAGACGAAAAUAAUGGCGGUAGAGAUGCGAUGCGACCUGGGUAUCGCGCUAAUACGCGUAGUAGGGGAGGAAGCAGGCGUAAUCCAAAUCUGGAACAUGAUAAACAUAGAGAUGCGCGUGAGCGCGAAAGAUUUACUGAGAACAGAGAUCCAUUACCUGAAAAAGGAGAACGACCUCGAGAUAUAGAGAAACGACAGGCUUAUGAAAAAAGAGAAGUACGAGAUGAGCGUACACGAGAGCCAGAAAGGAAUCGUGAAUAUGACAAAGAAAGAGGUCGUGAUAAGGUUACACCUGAUAAAAAAGUACGGUUGUCACCUAAACGCACACGAGAAAAGAAACGGAGUGAAUCUAGAGGCCGUUCGAGAGAUCGUGAUCGUGAACAUCGACGUGAUAAGAAAGAUGAUCGUUCUCGUGAGAGACCGUCUUCCGAAAGAGGCAGAGAUCAUAAAGAUAAAGAAAAGGAAAAGAAAAUCAAGGAUAGGAAGAAGAAAAAACGGGAAAAGGAAAAAGACACCGAAAAGAAAAAGAAACGUGAUAAAAAAGAAAGAAAAGAAAAAGAGUCCACUAAAAAAGAUGACGAGGACAAAGAAAAAACUGAUAGUCAAACAGAAAAUAACGAGCCCGAUAAGCAGGAACUAAAGGAAGAAAAAGCUAUAACAAACAACGUUGAAAGUGAACAAGUUUUGGCAAAAGAUAUAAAAGCAGAGAAGUCCGAGCCAGUUGUCGAAAAAUCUAACGAAGACUUGUACGGUGGCGAAUCUGCAGAAGCUGUCGACAAAGAAAUAAUACAAAAUUACGUAAAAACUGAAAACAAGGACCAAUCCACCGAAGUUCAAACUGUAGAGUCCAGUAAUAAGGAUGAACCGUUUGAUGGAAUAGAACUUCAAGCAGCUACUGAAGAUUUAGAUACAGACAUCGAAGGUAAUACCGGUCAAAGUAAGGAAAUGCUGGCACCUUUACCCGAACUAUCUAAAUGGGAAGUAGAUGAUGAUAAUGCAGAAAAAACCAAGGAACCUGGUGAAAUAACUUCACCGGAAGAAGAAGAAGACACUGGCAAAGUCACAUCUGAAGUUAUUAAACGGGCCGAAAACGCUAUAUUUGCAAAAGCCAUUAAUUCGUUGCGGCCGAUAGAAAUCAAAAAAAUUAGCAGUGAUCGCUUAAAAUUAUACGGAGAUGAAAUGCAACAAAAAAAUUCCAUGAACAAUAUUCAAAUUACUGUUCCUGUGGUAGAUUCUGAUCAAAGGUCUAUUGAAUUAAGCGACAGAAACAGAUAUUCUAAAACACCCCCACCGCGGUUGUCCGUCAAAGAAAGAUUAGGUGGAAAGGUUGAAGACGUGCGUAAAAGUAGAGAAAUGCGAUUAGUACAAAGUACCGUCGAAAGAGUGAAGUCUAGGUCUAAAACGCCUAAGAGAGAACAAGCUUAUCGCAGAGUGACGGUUGAAAAAGAAAAAGAAAAUAAAACUGGUUCCCACGGGAGAUCGGAAUCAACUAAAUCCGAGAGACGUGUUGACAAAGAGGAUAGCAGAAAUUCAGAUUCUUAUCGCGGAGGCGGCGAUUCGAAGAAAAAGGAAUUUGAUAGAAAUAUAAAACAUGACAAAAAAUCAAAUAUCGAGGACAACUUUGGCUCGCGCCAUCGUGAUCGUGGCAAUGACAACUCAAAUGACAUAAAACGGUCGAAUGCAGAACGCGAAAGAAAGAAAUCUAUUUUAGACGAAGCUCAUUUUGAACCAGAUUAUGACGAGAAUCUUGAAUCUGACAACGAAACUAAAGAGGAUAGCAGCAAGAAACGCGAACGUUCAGCUUCACCCAGUGGAGCCGGGGAGGCUAAAAAGGCAAAACUGGAAGAUACCAUUAAGCUGGAUCUAACUAACGUGAAAAAGAAACCGGAAUCUGAAAGUGAGUCUUCUAGUGAAUCUGAUGGAAGUUCUUCAUCAUCCUCUUCGGAUGCUCGCAGACGUAAGAAAAAGAAGAAACGUAACAAGAAAAAGAAGAAACGCGCCGCUAGUGACAGCGACAGUGACUCGGACUCAAGUUCAGAUGACCAUAAGAAGAAAAAAAAGAAGCGUAAGCAUAAGAAAAGAUCUAAUAAAAAGAAGAAAAAGUCUAAGCAUAAUAAGUAAAUCAUAAAUUACUCGGAAGUGGAUACUUUUUUUUAAUAUGUUUUAUGUAUCUGUGUAACUUUUUACUGUAAUAAUAAUAAUAAUUAAUAU